This is a messenger RNA of Onychostoma macrolepis, 1269 nucleotides long. Its product is annotated as zymogen granule membrane protein 16-like. Bases 97 to 606 code for a protein of 169 amino acids. The transcript is spliced from 4 exons. The record is from RefSeq and is a predicted model, not a curated record. Lineage: Eukaryota; Metazoa; Chordata; Actinopteri; Cypriniformes; Cyprinidae.
UCAAGUAGGUUUAGUCAGCAAACCAGAAUCAAAUAUCAACCACAUCAAGUGUAACAGCAGAUUACUGGUGAGUGCUGAACAUCAACUUUUUCCAAAAUGUUGCAUCUUAUUCUGGUUCUCUCUGGAGUUUGUACAGUGGGCAUGACCAUGCCUUUACCGGAUUACUACUCUUACUCCAUGGCUAUUGGAGAUGGCAGUGGGACUGAAUAUUCCACUGCAUAUGAUGGUCGCAUCACUGGUAUCAGAGUCUGGGAACACAGUAAUGCGUACAUUCGUGGAAUCCAGCUCCGUUAUGAUGGUAACUGGACAUCACCGGUUUGUUCAAGCAGUGGCAAUCCAAUGGAGUUGUCACUUCGUGACAAUGAAUCCAUCAUUCAGGCUUCUGGAAAAUAUUACAGUGGCUACAUCUAUGAGAUUAUGUUUGUAACUAGUCAAGGCCGCUCUUUAAAAGUGGGGCAGCCUACUGGAAACUCAUUUAAUUUGUACCCGACCAAUGGAGGAAGUGAGCUACGUUUUCUCAGUGGUCGACAGAAUGGAAAUGGCAUCACCUCCAUUGGGGCUCACUGGGCUGUCUACUUCACCGGUGGCAACAGUGUAACAGCUUAACCCCCUGGGGUCUGGGGGUGUUUUGGGGGCCUGGAGAAGUUUUGACAUGCCCUGACAUUUGUGCUUUUUUCAAUUGCUUAUAAAAAUAUAAAUGGCUAAAGUCUUAUAGCACUGUAAUCAGCACAAACUGGGCUACAAUAAUAUGUGAGCAGCAUGCACUGUAUGUACACGAUUGUGAUUUUGAUAAAACAAUGUUUAUUGUCGUGGUUAGUGAAAAACUAAAUUUUUUAAAUCACUUGAAUAAGGCCAUAAAACACAUAAAGAACAUUUGUUCACAAGACUUUUGAGAACUGGAUCUUGUAGCCUAGAGUUUUUGCUUUAAGAUCAGAUUAGUUCAGUUCACCCCCCUUUACCUUCUUUCUGCCAACAUUAAAGUAACAGCUACACAAACUUGUUUUAUCUGUUCUGAAUUUUUAUAGAAUAGCUUCUCAUGGUUAUUAAUUAUGGGUUUUUGGUUUGAUUAUUUUAGCCUAUUUUAUGUUUUAAACUUACAACAUUUUCUUCUGCAUGAACAUGUUCUGUAUGAUCAACAUUAUAUUAAUUAUCUAACUUUUUAUAAUUUUUCAACAACGACACUGUUUUGUAUGGGUUUACUUUCCUUAAAACUUAACAGUUUUGUCUUUUGUUAUCUGAAGAUCAUAUUAAAAGCUUGCCAACAUUUUA